AUGGCCGAGUCUACCUCCGAAGAUCCAGUGUUGCCGCCACUGUCGGCCGCCGACUUCAGACUCUUCAACCGCCUCGCCGAGGAAAUGGAGUUUUAUCACAGCAUGCUACGGUCGACGUGGGAUCAAGUGUACGCAGGUACCGCACCAGGAUCGCGCCUCAAACCGUCUCAGCUGAUCAGUCUGGGUUUACGAUUCUGCCAACAUCUCGAAGUCCACCAUGACAUUGAAGAGGCGCACUGGUUCCCCGUGCUGGGCAGGAAAAUGGCCGGGUUCCAAGCCAGAGGGUUCGCCAAGGAGCAGCAUAAAGAAAUGCACAAGGGCCUGGAGAGAUUGGUUCCCUACCUGACGGGGUGCAGGAGUGGAGAUCGCGAGUUGCGAAGAGAAGAAGUAAGGGAAAUCAUGGAUUCUUUUGCACAGGUGUUAUGGUCGCAUUUGGAGGACGAGGUCAGGGAGCUGGGGGCUGAGAAUAUGAGAAAGUACUGGACGAAGGAUGAAAUGAGGAGCUUUCCAUUCUGA
Exophiala spinifera is the source of this 516-nucleotide messenger RNA. RefSeq lists its product as uncharacterized. Lineage: Eukaryota; Fungi; Ascomycota; Eurotiomycetes; Chaetothyriales; Herpotrichiellaceae. The record is from RefSeq and is a predicted model, not a curated record. The transcript has a single exon. Bases 1 to 516 code for a protein of 171 amino acids.